CCAUUUGCUCUCGACCAGCUUUAAAUUGAACACGAGCUUGAACUUCAGAGUAACUGUGUCUCUCACAGGCAAGUUCAUUUCUUAUCUCUACCACUCAUUGACUGAAACUAUUAACAGCAGCACGUGCUUCCAGUUACUGCUGUACCAGCCAUCCCAAAUGACGUAUCUGUGACACUCCUGAAAUGGCUUCUCUCGCAACGAUUUUGCUGAUAAUUAUUGCAUUUCCACCCACCCGCACAAGCAAUAUGAAUCAAGAGGCUUGUGGCCUUGAGCAGUUUUUCGAGAAGCGUGAAUAUUCGUGGAGAUCUUUGGGAAGUACUUUCGAAUGCAUUUCGAGAUGCAGUGCCAACUUUGGCAUCGAUUAUGCAUCAAGACAGCCAAAAUUAGUAGAACGUGUUUUUAGCCCAAAUCGGCCUUUCAUCGACUGCCUGAAAGAAAAAAGAUCGGUUGUGUCUUACUGCAAAACCAAAAUAAGUGGAAUAACUUUCAAACAGGAAGGGGAUUUUCCCCUUUAUUAUUUUCCGUAUUUAGUUAAGGCUCGUCGAUUUCAAGCUGAGAAAUAUUGCUUAAAACAUGGUCUUAGAUUUGGUAUUAAUGAAACAAUGCUUGAAACCAUAUUGCUUGAUAUAGACGAGGUUAAAAUAUGGGCACCACAAGUACAAAUUAGACCGAACGGUUCAACUCCUAGGGUACAGUGUGUGACGUUCAAAAUGAAUGGCAAAACAUUAGAACGAAGGAAUGAAAGCUGUGGCAAUGAAAACAAUUUUAUUUGCACACUUCCCGAGAUUUGUCACUCAAACAGAUGCAGUUCGCAGUGCCAGAAUAAGAACUGCGGGAACCAGCAGGUUACUGAUUGUGAUGUGAACUGCACUAAAAUUGACUGCUCGGAGGAAACUGGAGAUAGAUUUGGAAUAGGACCCUCUGACGGAGAGAUUGUUGAAAUGUGUGGUUACGAAUACCUCUUUACAAAAACUGCACGGUAUACACAAAGAGGAUCUCAAAUGUUUUGCUGCACAAAAAUUAUGGACGUGGUUGACAUAACAACCGAGAGUGAAUUGGCAUGUUUCCUUAAUGAAACGAUCAAACGGAAUUUAUCCAGCAAUUCAUAUUGGACGAAUGCUCGUCUGUCAACAUGUCCCAAUAAGUACGCUUGGUGUUCAUCAAACCCUGAACUGGCGAACGAACAGGUUCUACAGGCGAAGAAGUCAAGUCCAUUUGUUGCAUUGAAGCCAAUUACUGGUCCAAACUCGAUAGUUUGGGAAUUUGAAGAUGGAUCAGCUAUAAAACGUACCAUUUGCAAGAGGGAGGCUUCAUCAAACUGCAAAAAAUCAAACUGUUUCCAAGUUGGAUGUAAAUCUGAGAUCUCAAAGAAUACUGCAUCGAAAGGAUCUCUUUUGUAUAGGUUGGGCUGCAUCGAGAUUCAAGGAUGUAACAAAAGUUUCUUGGUUUGCUUGGGGUCAGGAAAUAGGUUUUCCUACUUCCAAUGUGCAAAAUGGUCCUGCGGAGACUUCUACAACUUCAAGCUCAUUUCAUUUGAGACAAAGGAGAAAUUAGAUUGCGUUUUGGGAACCUUCAAGUCAUACAAGAUGAAUAACACCAGAUUUUACCUUUCGGCAACCUCAUUUGGAUGUCCAAGCGCUCCCAGGUGGUGCAACUAUGUGGACAAUCCCCCUCUCAACUACACUUAUUUGACGUGGGCAAAAGGUGAACCUUCAACUGACCCCAACAAGGAGUGCUUCUAUGCUGAUUACAAUGCGACGAAAAAUGACUUCACUUUUGGGAAGAGCAACUGCAGAGCUGAGAUUAAUUUCGUGGCUGAGACUAUUUCGUGAAUUGAAUAAUUGCGAUCGCUAUCAGAUAGUAGAAAUAAGAAUGAUCUGAAAAUACACAUUAUUUGCUUAAAUAGCUGGUCUAAAAAUCUUGUUUUAAUCUUUAGUAAAAUUGUAUGCAACGUUUGGUUCCUGGCAAGUGAUUAAUUUUUUUAGUAACCUGCAUAACCACGCACUUCACAUUAAUAUUUUUUUCUGAACCAAAUCAUUUUGCACUAAGGUGGUUGCAAACUGAGGUCGUAAUUAUAAUUGCUAACUUGGGUGCUGGUUGGCAGAAAAUGAAGAUCUUUUUUAUUUCAUUCGUGAAUAAGGCACUCUUCUUAUUUUAAUAUAAUGGGGAAUAUUUGAUAAUUUCUUGAACAU
Messenger RNA from Cloeon dipterum, 2192 nucleotides. RefSeq lists its product as uncharacterized. NCBI's taxonomy places the organism in Eukaryota, Metazoa, Arthropoda, Insecta, Ephemeroptera, Baetidae. The transcript is spliced from 19 exons. The record is from RefSeq and is a predicted model, not a curated record. The coding region runs from base 183 to 1832 and encodes 549 amino acids.